AAGUUAUCCAGGUGUUUCUUACUUGCCCUAUUCUCUACUGCAAGGCGAGCCAUUUGUGCAGAGGUUCUGUGAUCAGAAACUGAUGUUCUCUUCUUAUUUGUGCGGAGAAAGGAGCAAAGAUCAAAGAAUGUUCUUCAACGGGAUUUGGAUAGUGCUUGCAAUUUCUGCAGGAGCUAUGGCUGCUCUCGGUCAGACAGGGGACACACUAUACCCUGGCAAUGCUUUGGUGGAUGGCCAAACCUUAACCUCGGCAGGAGAAACCUUUGAGCUGGGAUUUUUCAGACCGAGGAAUUCGAGCGAUCGAUACGUGGGAAUAUGGUACAAGGAGAUCCCUGACCACCCUGUGGUGUGGGUGGCUAACAGGAUGGCCCCUCUUCUUAACACCUCCACAGGACUGUUGAAUCUUACCACAACCGGAGAUCUGUUACUGCUAGAUCAAGCUGGGAAUGUCGUCUGGUCGAUCAGCUCAGUAAAUGCUAGUGAUCCUUCACUCAAGCUCUUAGACUCGGGGAACCUCAUUUUGGCUGAAAGUGCAUCAGGUAACAUCUUGUGGCAAAGUUUUGAUCAUCCAUGCGAUGUGUUUUUGCCUGGAAUGAAGAUUGGAGUGGACUUCAGAACCAAACUCGAUAGGCAACUCACGUCGUGGAAGAGUGUGUCUGAUCCUUCUCCGGGGGAUUAUUCCUAUGGAAUGGACACUCAUGGAGUACCUGAAGUCUAUAUAUGGAGAGGAGCCUCUAGAGUCUUUCGAACGGGGCCAUGGGACGGGAAAGGUUGGAGUGGCCGGCCUGAUCUGAACUCAAACGGCCUUGUUCUGUUUCAAUUUGUCGAUGACCAAAAUGAAAUAUACUACACAUUUGAAGGGGUGGACAAGAAUGUUCUAGGCCGAGCAUUUCUCGACGACGGUGGAGUGUUGCAGCGGUUGUUCUGGUCCAAUACAAGCAAUCAAUGGGCUCUUUAUUGGUCGGUUCCUUCGGAUCCUUGUGACCAAUACGCGACAUGCGGAGCAAAUGGCAUUUGCACAACCAGCUAUUCACCUAUCUGCCAAUGCUUGCAGGGUUUCACUCCCAAGUCAGCUGAAGAUUGGAACCUCAGAGAUAAUACAGAUGGUUGUGUGAGGAAAACAGAUUUGAAUUGUUCGACAGAUGGUUUUUUGCAUCUGUCGAAUGUGAAGCUGCCUGCCACUCACAACGCCAGUAUACUGAGCAACAUGACACUCGAAGAGUGCCAAAGUCUGUGCUCGAGGAACUGUUCUUGCGUGGCAUUUGCUAUGAUCAGAGACAACAUGUGCUUAUCUUGGCCUGCUGACCUGAUGGAUAUUAGGGUUUUCGCACAAGGCGGCAAUGAUCUAUACGUUCGGCUUGCAGCUUCUGAAUUAGAUUCAAUAAGGAGUUCAGGAAAGCAGAAAUCAUUAGUGAUAAAAGUUACUAUUCCAGUGUUGAGCUUUCUACUGUUACUAUGUGUUGGUUCAUUUUUAUGGUUGGAGAGAAGAAGCAAGCUCGUUAAACCAGACAUAGUAGACCCCUCCACUCCCAAAGAAACAGAGCUCGACUUGCCAUUAUAUAGUAUGGUUUCGAUAAGAGCUGCCACAAAUGAAUUUUCAAGAGACAAUAUAAUUGGAAUGGGUGGAUUUGGAUUUAUUUACAAGGGUAAAUUAGCAGAUGGACAAGAGGUUGCUGUGAAAAGAUUGUCCAAAGCUUCUGAACAAGGUACAGAUGAGUUCAAGACUGAGGUUUCGAUCAUUGCCAAGCUACAACACCGAAAUCUUGUUCGUCUACUGGGUUACUGCAUCGAGGAUGAGGAAAGAAUCCUGAUCUACGAGUACAUGACAAAUAAAAGCUUGGACAAUUUCAUAUUUGAUAGAAGAAAGAGUGCAUUAAUGGAUUGGCAAAAGCGCUUUGACAUCAUACUAGGAAUUGCUCGAGGCCUCGUUUACCUCCAUCAAGACUCCAGAUUAAAAAUCAUUCAUAGAGAUUUGAAGGCCAGCAAUAUUCUCCUCGACAACGAUUUCAACCCAAAAAUUUCAGACUUUGGAAUAGCAAAAACAUUUUGUGUAGGACAAACUGAAGGAAGCACAAAUAGAGUGAUUGGGACAUGUGGUUAUAUGUCUCCAGAAUAUGCAAUGGGUGGACACUUUUCUGAAAAAUCAGAUGUUUACAGCUUCGGUGUCUUAUUGUUGGAGAUCUUGAGUGGAAAAAAGAGCACCGAGAUUUUUAAAGCAGAUCAACCUCAAAGUCUAUUAGGACAGGCAUGGAAGCUAUGGGGAGAAGGUAGAUCCACAAAACUUCUUGUCGAAUCAAAUGGAGAUUCUUCCACUAUGUCUAAAGCAUUAAGGUAUUUUCAAGUCGGUUUAUUGUGCGUGCAAGAAGGGAGCGAAGACAGGCCAUCAAUGGCACAAGUAGUCGUGAUGCUAAGCAGUGACUCAACAAUGCUGGGUCAACCUAACCGUCCUGGGAUCUACACUGCUAGAUCUUGCACGGAAACAGUUCUCUCUUCUAGCGAGUACACAAUAACUAUAUUGGAAGGGCGAUGAAGCUCAAGUGAUCUUCAUAGCAAGGUUCUAUCUGCAAGUUCCUUAAGUUUUUCGUAUACUUGUGAUUACUUCAGUUGCAUCAAAUGUCUUGUAAUUAGGAUAUAUUAAAAUGACCUUGAUAAACGGUUGUUCGAUAAACUUGUCUACUAAUUAUCAGCCAUUUAUCAUUACAAUUCACCUUGAUAAACUUAAACAGUGCUUAAUGUGAGUGACUAUACACCUAUCUGAUGCCUGGUGGAAUAAAGGCAAAAAGUGACAGAUACAGAUCUUCAUAAUAUCAACCAAAUAAUACUCUGAACUGGAGCAUUAUAUAUGGUACAUGUCACUGCAAGAUGCAUAUCU
Messenger RNA from Zingiber officinale, 2872 nucleotides. RefSeq names its product G-type lectin S-receptor-like serine/threonine-protein kinase At4g27290. The record is from RefSeq and is a predicted model, not a curated record. The coding region runs from base 83 to 2530 and encodes 815 amino acids. Gene Ontology annotation, molecular function: ATP binding; protein serine/threonine kinase activity. The transcript has 8 exons. Gene Ontology annotation, biological process: protein phosphorylation; recognition of pollen. NCBI's taxonomy places the organism in Eukaryota, Viridiplantae, Streptophyta, Magnoliopsida, Zingiberales, Zingiberaceae.